Molecule: messenger RNA, 1425 nt
Organism: Penicillium odoratum
Lineage: Eukaryota; Fungi; Ascomycota; Eurotiomycetes; Eurotiales; Aspergillaceae
Exons: 8
Coding region: 1-1425 (474 amino acids)
Cellular component (GO): nucleus; cytoplasm
Molecular function (GO): mRNA binding
Source: RefSeq, a predicted model, not a curated record
AUGCAGCGUGAGAGGUCUCGUUCGCCCCGUCGUCGUUCUUCUCGCAGUCCCCGACCUCGCCGUCGCUCGUACACUCCUCGCAGCCGCUCACGCAGCCGUGACGAUUAUCGCCGCAGUGAUCGCCGUUCGCGAUCUCCUUUGAGUGCAGCUGGUGCAGCUGGAUCGGGUUCCCCCUACGGUGGACGCAGUGGUUACGCGCCGGGCCGAACAUUCGACGACCGCUCUGUCGACCGCUCAGUCAACAAAGAAAAUAUGAUGCAAUCCGUGCGCGACUCGUCCCAGCAAGAUCGCCGGGUCUAUGUGGGCAAUUUGUCAUACGAAGUCAAGUGGCAUCACCUCAAAGAUUUUAUGAGACAGGCUGGAGAGGUUCUCUUUGCCGAUGUGUUACUUCUUCCGAAUGGAAUGUCGAAGGGAUGCGGGAUUGUGGAAUACGCAACGAGAGAACAAGCACAAAAUGCAGUCAACUCGCUCAGCAAUCAAAACUUGAUGGGUCGUCUUGUUUAUGUCCGCGAGGAUCGUGAAGCCGAGCCCCGUUUCGUUGGUGCCCCCCCGCGCGGCGAUUUCGGUGGUGGUGGCCGCGGUGGCUUCGGUGGUGGAUUUGGCGGCCAUGGUGGGCCUCCUGGUGGAGGUGUUCCUGGUCGUCAGCUUUAUGUGUCGAACGUUUGUUAUCCUCCUCAGCAGGGUACUGUUAUUCGUGCUGAUGUCCACACCGACCCCACCGGUCGCCCCAAGGGUUCAGGUAUUGUUGCUUUCGAGUCCCCUGAUGAUGCGCGCAAUGCCAUUGCCCAAUUCAACGGAUACGAGUGGCAGGGCCGCCCCUUGGAAGUGCGUGAGGAUCGAUUCGCUGGCCCCGGCCCCGGAUUCGGCGGUCGUGGUGGCUUCGGCGGUGGCCGUGGCGGAUUUGGUGGCCCUGGAGGUCCCGGCUUCGGCCGUGGAGGCUUCGGCGGCCGUGGUGGCUACGGUGGAGGCUUCGGUGGCCGUGGUGGUUUUGGCGGCCCCCCUGGUGGUGCCCCUGGCUUCGGUGGUGGUUUUGAACACCACCAGCAGCCCGUUGCUUCGGUCCCUCCCAAUCCAUUCACUGAUUUCGCUACCUCCGGAGGCGAGAAGAGUGCAAUUAUCUACGUGCGCAACCUUCCGUGGUCUACUUGCAACGAUGACCUGAUCGACCUAUUCUCGACUAUCGGCAAAGUUGAGCGUGCUGAGAUUCAGUACGAGCCUAACGGUCGCUCUCGUGGCACUGGUGUCGUUGAGUUUGAUACUCCCGACACUGCCGACACUGCCAUCUCCAAGUUCACUGGUUACCAGUACGGUGGUCGUCCCCUGGGCAUCACGUUCGUUAAAUACCUGAACGCUGGACCUGGCCCGGAGAUGAUGGUGGAGGAUGCGGAGCCCACAUCGGGCAUCACGCAGGAUCAGAUCAUGUAA